AUGUCUGAGCGAAUACCCAACGACUUACGGAAUAGCAGAAAUGGGCUCCCAACCAAUUAUAUUGAACAGCGAUUGAGAUUUUUAGAGGAACAACUACACAUACAGCGAGAGCGUGAAUUAGAACUCCGCAGAGAAAACUGGCAACGAGUGAGAUUUUUACAGCGGGGAGGGGGGAUAGCCAGAGAAAAACGCCAGUUAGUGUCGGAAUAUUAUCGAAUCAAGCUCGACAGAGGUCGCCAUUCCAGGAAAUUUAAAGUGAAACAAAAUGUGUACAACGUUACUUUCAAAGAGCUUCCAGAUUCUUCCUUUAUUCGCCGAUUAUUCAAAGAUAUGCUCAAAAAUGUGAAACGGGAAAUGCAGUGCAACCCCAAUGAUUAUGUACGGGUCAACAUUCGACACCCGUCUCUGGAUUCCGAGAUUUGGGUCGAAUUUACCCAGUCUAAAAACCUCAACGAGGAUAAAAUUUUAAACAAAAUAGAAGCCGUACAGCAAUCUAAAAAAGAGUUCCUGAUGACAGACGGAGCCACACAGUUAGAUUUUUUUCAUGUCAAAUAUCCUCAAGGGAGUGGCGGCGGCAUGAAGAAAAAGCAUCUACAAGUCGAUAAAAAGAAAUUUAAGAUCUCCAAGAGAGCCAUCGUUCGUAUUCAAAACCCCGACGAUUCAUUAUGUCUACCUCGAGCUAUUACCGUGGCACAGUUACACAGUCAAAAACCUGAGGUUCCGGACCCCGAAUGGGAGAAAACAUGGUUAAAGAUGAGAAAAGGGGAUACACAAGCUCUCGACCAGAAACGACAGGCCUUAACGCUCAUGGAACUCGCCGGGUGUGCAAACGACCAACCGUGUGGGCCUCAGGAAUGGGAGAAAUUACAUCAGGUCUUGGCUACCGAGUAUCGCUUGAAAAUAUUCCAUUUUAAGACAAACACGCAGCGAUUACGAUUAGACCCCAUCUACAGAGGUCAGGGGAGCGGAAAAUGUUUGAACAUCCUGCUGGAUAACGAGCAUUACGAUACCAUAACAUCGAUGCCGGGAGUGACGGAAAAUACAUAUUAUUGUGAUUACUGUGAUGUUGGAUAUAGCCACAUCGAAGACCACCGUACCGUCUGCCCUCACCGCUGUUCGUUUUGUUUAGCCGACACCCCCUGUUCCCCGGACGGCACCCGCACGGAAUGUGCUCAUUGUAAGGGAUUUUUUAGAAAUGCUGCGUGUUACCAGACCCACUUGAAACCUUACACUAGCAAUACCGCGACAACUGUGUGUAGUUUAAUGGGACGUUGUGACCAGUGUCAGAAAUGGAUGACAAAGAAAUUAUUAAAACAGCACGCGUGCGGCGGAAAAACACAAUGUCACAUCUGCAAGAAACUCGUCACCACCCCACAUCUCUGCUUCGUUCAACAGAAACCCAAGCCCAAACGCAACAAGGAUUUGAAAAUGUACAUUUAUUACGAUUUUGAAUGUACCCAGGAAAACGGAGUUCACACCCCUAACCUCUGUGUGGCCGAACGCGUGUGUCAACAUUGCGAUAGUUUAGACAUCGACAUGCGGUGUGAUCACUGUCAUGCGUUUGGCUCGCAACGCCGCUUCGUAUUUCAAGGCCCCGACACCUUAAAGCAGUUUAUGGAAUGGUUGUUACAAUCCCAGACGGACGAGAAGGGUAAAGUGACUUUCAAGCAUGAUGAAACGAACGCCAUUGCGCACAAUUUCAAGGGAUACGAUGGGCAGUUCAUCUUGAACUAUCUAGUGCAUACGGCCUGUAUCAAACCCGCAGUCAUCCUCAACGGCAGUAAAAUCUUGUGUAUGGGUGUGUUCGGCUUGAGAUUCAUCGAUUCAUACAAUUUCCUCCCCUUUGCCCUCGCCAAGAUGCCCUCUGCGUUUGGAUUAACAGAACUGAAAAAAGCCUUCUAUACCUGGUACACUCAACAGGCCGGGAAAGUGUUCGAUUUCCAGAAGGAAUUCCUGGCUUACUGUAUCUCGGAUGUGGAUAUUUUACGCCGUUGUUGUGCGCAAUUUAAGGCGACGCUCUACGUACUCGUCCGCGUCGACCCGUUUCAGGAAUCCAUCACUUUUGCUAGCACGGCUAAUUUAGCGUAUCGCCGAGGAUUCAUGGCACAGGACACCAUAGCCAUCAUACCCAAUAUGGGAUAUCAACCGUCGCGCCGCUACUCGGCCAAGGCCUGUCGCUGGCUCACCUCCCUGGACCGCAACAUACGUCAUGCUAAGAACGGGGGCGAAAUUACCAUAGGCCCUUAUACGGUGGACGGCUACGAGGAGGAAUCCCGCACCGUGUACGAAUUUUACGGCUGCUACUGGCACGGGUGCCCCACCUGUUAUCCGAAUCUGUUGACGGAAACCCACCCCCAUCGAGUCCAGCAGACGUAUCAAACCCUGUAUGAGCAAACCUUGAAACGCGCCGCCGCCUUAGAGCAACAAGGAUAUACAGUCGUGAGCAUCUGGGAACACGAGUUUGAUCGACAAGUGAAAAACAAUCCAGAGUUACAAACAUUACUACGAGACCUCGAUAUUCAGGACCCCUUAAAUCCCCGCGAUGCCUUAUACGGAGGUCGUACCAAUGCUACUCGCCUGUAUUGCGAGGAGGGAGACAUGCGAUACGUCGAUGUGUGUUCUCUGUAUCCUUACGUGUUGAAAUACAGAACGUUUCCCAUCGAUCAUCCUCAAGUCAUCACCAGCGAUUUCAAGAAUGUGAGAGAGUACUUUGGUCUCAUUCAUUGUCGUGUCUUACCACCACGAGGUCUGUAUCAUCCCGUGCUACCCUAUAAGACGGGGGAAAAAUUACUUUUCCCCUUAUACCGAACCUGCGCCGAACAUCGCAACUUAGGACCCGACGAUCGAUGCAGUCACAGCGAUUCACAGCGUAGUCUGACUGGUACCUGGGUGACCGUAGAAGUACACAAAGCUCUAGAUCUCGGCUAUCGGCUCGACCGCAUCUAUGAAGUCUGGCAUUUUGAAAAGACCAGUCAGGACUUGUUUCGAUCUUACAUCGAUACUUUUUUAAAAAUUAAACAAGAAACUUCCGGGGAUUCCCCGAUCAUUGUCAAACGAGCGAACAAAAACAAGACUACAUCGAUGAGAUCCGGCGCCGGGAAGGCAUCUUCAUGA
This is a messenger RNA of Ostrea edulis (European flat oyster), 3114 nucleotides long. RefSeq lists its product as uncharacterized. The transcript has 2 exons. Bases 1 to 3114 code for a protein of 1037 amino acids. NCBI's taxonomy places the organism in Eukaryota, Metazoa, Mollusca, Bivalvia, Ostreida, Ostreidae. Gene Ontology annotation, molecular function: DNA binding; nucleotide binding; DNA-directed DNA polymerase activity. The record is from RefSeq and is a predicted model, not a curated record. Gene Ontology annotation, biological process: DNA replication.